GCGGCUGCGGGGCCCGUCCGCCAUCGCGGCGCAGACAAAGCGGCGGCCGCUGCUAUGGCCCUGGCCAAUUACAGCAUCCUGAACCGGGCCCAGCUCACCUUCGAGUACCUGCACACCAACUCAACUACCCAUGAGUUUUUAUUCGGUGCCCUUGCUGAACUUGUAGAUAAUGCCAGAGAUGCAGAUGCCACACGAAUAGACAUUUACACUGAGCAACGGGAAGACCUACGAGGUGGAUUCAUGCUGUGUUUUUUGGAUGAUGGAACAGGAAUGGAUUCAAAUGAAGCUGCCAGUGUUAUUCAGUUUGGUAAAUCAGCCAAGCGAUCACCUGAGUCAACCCAAAUUGGGCAGUAUGGGAAUGGCUUGAAAUCGGGUUCCAUGCGGAUUGGGAAGGAUUUUAUCCUGUUCACAAAGAAAGACAACACCAUGACUUGCCUCCUCUUGUCAAGGACAUUCCAUGAGGAAGAAGGCAUUGAUGAGGUCAUUGUUCCCCUGCCCACCUGGAGUGCCCGGAACAGGGUGCCUGUGACUGACAACAUGGAGAAGUUUACUGUUGAGACAGAGCUAAUUUACAAGUAUUCCCCUUUCAAAUCAGAACAGGAAGUGAUGGAGCAGUUUAAGAAGAUCCGUGGUGAGAACGGUACCCUGGUGAUCAUCUUUAACCUCAAGCUAAUGGAUAAUGGAGAGCCAGAGCUGGAUGUUACUUCUGACCCCCGAGACAUUCAGAUGGCAGAAACGUCCCCAGAUGGAACGAAGCCUGAGCGCCGCUCCUUCCGUGCCUACACUGCUGUGCUUUAUAUUGAUCCCAGAAUGAGGAUCUUCAUAAAUGGACACAAAGUACAAACCAAGCGACUUUCCUGCUGCCUGUACAAGCCCAGGAUGUACAAAUAUACUUCAAACCGUUUCAAGACCCGUGCAGAGCAAGAGGUGAAGAAAGCAGAGCACAUGGCAAGGAUAGCGGAGGAGAAGGCUCGUGAGGCUGAGAGUAAAGCCCGUGCCCUGGAGCUGCGCCUUGGAGGGGAUCUCACGAGGGAGUCCAGGGUGACACUACGUCAAGUCCAGAACUCUGCAAUAACGAUGCGCCGGGAGGCUGAUGUCAAGAAAAGGAUCAAGGAUGCAAAGCAGCGUGCACUGAAGGAGCCCAAAGAAUUGAAUUUUAUCUUUGGUGUAAAUAUUGAGCAGCGUGAAUUGGAUGGCAUGUUCAUUUAUAACUGCAGUCGACUCAUAAAGAUGUAUGAGAAGGUGGGCCCGCAGCUGGAGGGUGGCAUGGCAUGUGGUGGAGUGGUAGGCGUGGUGGAUGUGCCCUAUUUGGUUCUGGAGCCAACCCAUAAUAAACAAGACUUUGCUGAUGCCAAAGAGUAUCGACACUUGCUGAAGGCCAUGGGAGAGCAUUUGGCUCAGUACUGGAAGGAUGUUGCUAUAGCCCAGAGAGGUAUCAUCAAAUUCUGGGAUGAAUUCGGUUAUUUAUCAGCAAACUGGAGCCAGCCUCCAUCUAGUGAACUGCGCUACAAACGCCGGAGAGCCAUGGAGAUCCCUACCACGAUUCAGUGCGAUGUAUGUCUGAAGUGGCGAACUCUCCCAUUCCAGCUGAGUUCAGUGGAGAAGAAUUACCCUGAUAGCUGGGUGUGCUCUAUGAACCCUGAUCCUGAACAAGACAGAUGUGAAGCUCCAGAGCAGAAGCAGAAGGUACCACUGGGAACUCUGAAGAAAGACUUGAAAUCACAGGAGGAAAAGCAGAAACAACUGACAGAGAAAAUUCGGCAGCAGCAGGAAAAGUUGGAAGCUCUACAGAAAACCACUCCAGUUCGGUGUCAAGCUGAUUUAAAGAAGUUGCCUCUGGAAGUGACCAUGCGGCCUUCAGGGGAGAACUCCCAGUCACAGACCCGACCUCAGCGUCCACGGUCUCCCCCUUUACCUGAUGUAAUCAAGAAUGCUCCCAGCAGACCACCACCUACACCUCUGCCCAAGUCCACCAGUCAGUUGAAAAAGAGCUCUUCAGCUUGGCCAAAUAUCAGCACUCCCAAACUAGCAAGCAUGCUCUCCAAAGAGGCCAGCACUUCCAGGACACACCAGCACACUGUGGCAGCUUGGAAGUCUAAUAGCACUUCAAAAACUCUUGACAAACCAGCAACAACAACAAAACCACCCUGUGCUGUUCUGCAGAACCCCAAAAGUUCACGUGAGACACCCAGUUCAAAAGCUGUCAAGGUGUCAGCACUAAAGAAAUCUGCAACUGUCAAGUGCUCACAGGCCUCCACCCCCCGGAAGAGGACCUUGAACACCACCACAGGGGAUGGAUCUGAGGAGGAGGGGGAGCACAAGAAGGAGAAAAAACGGGGCAAAUUUGUGGCAGUGAAAGAGGAGAAGAAGGAUUUCAAUGAGGUUGUGGUAGAGCUCACUGACAGUGCUGGGGAAGAAGAGCUAGCAGAACUGAAGAAAGCUCAGAAAGAUAAAGGGCUGCACGUGGAAGUGCGUGUGAACAAGGAGUGGUUCACAGGCCGUGUCACAGCUGUGGAGCUGGGCAAGCAUGCAGUACGCUGGAAGGUGAAGUUUGAUUAUGUUCCUACAGACACCACACCCAGGGAUCGCUGGGUAGAGAAGGGCAGUGAGGAUGUGAGGUUGAUGAAGCCUCCCUCUCCUGAGUACCAGGCUCCAGAUACGCAGCAGGAAGAGGAAGUUGUUGUGGCUGAACCUUCUACCUCAGACUGUGUCAGAAUUGAGCCAGACACCACAGGUCCCAGCAGCAGCCAAGAAACAGUAGACUUACUAGUUCAGAUCCUUCGAAAUUGUUUGCGGUACUUCUUACCUCCAAACUUUCCUAUCUCCAAGAAGGAGCUGAGUUCCAUGAGCUCUGAAGGGUUGUUGGCAUUUCCCUUGAAAGAAUAUUUCAAACAGUAUGAAGUAGGCCUGCAGAACCUGUGCAAUUCAUAUCAGAUGCGUGCUGAUGCUCGGGCCAAAGCCUGUGAAGAAAACCUCCGUGACUCAGAGAGAAAGCUCAAGGAAACACAGGAGAAACUGCAGAAGCUGCGGACUAACAUAGUGGCCCUUCUCCAGAAAGUGCAGGAGGACAUCGAUAUUAAUACAGAUGAUGAACUGGAUGCAUAUAUUGAGGACUUGAUCACGAAGGGAGAUUGAACAGCCCCAGUAUAAGUCCCAGAGAAGUAGAGCAGCUGGUUCCUGCAGUGGGAGAUGUGGAUUCCUGCAGUGGAGGACUAUGGCAGCUGUUGAGGAGAAAGGGGUUUUAGACAGUACUUCUGUUGUGUUAAUGUACAACUUGUUCUUGUGACUUUAUAUUAAAAAGACAUAUGUGCUGUUGGCAGGAGAAUUUUUAACAUUAUAGUACCCUGAAUCUUUGUAAAUACUUAUUUAAAAAAAAAAAAAAGGGAACUGUGCGUGAUAUGAUGGGAGGGUUGCUGUGUGUUUAGUGAGGUAAAAGUGUGGGGUUUUUUGCAACUAAUAUAUAUUAAUAUGCUAAACCUGGAAAACCAAAGCAGGCUGUCUCAAGUAAGAACCUGGCAGCAAAUUAAAAACAAGCCUUGAGGAGGUCAGGACUUCCAAGAUACUAAACCUGGACUAGAGAAAGCCAAGGCAGGAAUCUGAGCUUGGUGGAGUAGAUCAAAACAUGGUCUCUGUGCAAGCAUGAGUGGAGGGGGUGAAAUCUUGGUGGUUCUGAGGGAUCUGGGAGCAGGGGAUUGCCAGUACACGGAGGUUCCCAAAUACGAGAUCUCUGUACUCAGGUGGGAUUGUUACCAUGCUAACAGAGCCUGUGGAUUUUUUAGAAGAGGACAACUUCCUAGGCUGCGGGUAGUGAUUGCCAGAGAGACAAAGCUGGAGCUGAGAUUUUUUCUUAGCAGUCACCUUAUUGCACAAUUUUACUGCUGUUUCUUUAAGACAUAAUUGCAGUGACAGAAGAACUUGACCAGCCAAAAAUAAAGGGACCCUCUGUUCUGCUGUCACUCCCUCAGGUCUGUGUUGCUAUGAUCAAUGUAAUAUUCUAGGUAAUUGUAUUAGAAUGCUAGAAUUUGGAGCUUUUGGAGCCCUUCAUCACCGAGUCACAUCUGGCCCUGGGUCAGCAGCAAGGGAAAUGCCUUUUCCACUGGGGCUGCACUACAGCUCCUAACAGACCACUUAUGGCCAAGGUGACUAAACUUGCUGGUUAGCCAGGUUCUCAAGUCUGCUAGGGCAAGGUGUCCUUGAACUUGGUGCUCAGUACCUGGUGACUUGAAGAAACAUCAUCACUGAGAGGUGCCCAACUUCAGGAACAUCAAAUGAAAUGGACUAUUGAGGUUCUUUGGGUGACUGAAUACGUAAUAGAUGUUUUACAAAAAGUGUCCAAAUUAAUCAUCUGCUGCAUUGAAAAUCUUAAGCACUAAUGGUUUAUAUUCCUUGAGAACUUCUAUGUCCUUCAUAGCACAGGAGAGAGGGAAGACACUUAUUACCUGCACUCCAGGUCCUUGCCACAACACCCAGCGAGACUGCUUUCAUUCAGGAUCUAGGCAUGGACAUCCUACUAGAAAGAGGUAAGGAGCAUCCCCCCAAACCCCAUACAGUAUCUGGACAGAGGAGCAGCAUUAUUUGAAUGUAGGAGGCAGCUCCACCAGUCUUCUCAAUUUCCUUGGACAUGGAGGUUUUGUCAAUUGUGAUAGCACAUUUGUGCUUCAGAUGAAAGUGAUUGUUCUGUAGAAGCUUUUACAUUUAGGCAAAAGAAGAAAUCUGUCCUCUUCAGGUGUCCAGCAGAAGUUCUAAAGAACUAGAUUUCAUUGAAAUAUGGUGUAAAGAUACUGCUGCUUGCAAGCUUUAAUUCCUAACACUGGGAGCGCAUCAAUUUGAGACUAAUAGCUCUUACACAUUUCUUUAGUUUCCUAACCCUAUUCCUGCUCUCCUGCUAAGAAUGUUUUUUUCUUCUGUUCUUUGGAAACUUCUCGUUUCUGGUUUUACCUUGCUUUUUAUGGCAUUUAAUUUCCUAUAUCUUGUACCCAAGUCUUUUCAUUUGAGUUUCUUUCCCUUUCAGCAGUGCAAUUGAUGUGACUUCUCGAAACUUCCAUUUUGCAAGGAAAAGCAAGCUGAGAACUUUUAAGUGCUAAGAUUAAAAAAGUUUUACCUUCU
Messenger RNA from Calypte anna (Anna's hummingbird), 5106 nucleotides. RefSeq names its product MORC family CW-type zinc finger 2 (gene MORC2). The transcript is spliced from 26 exons. NCBI's taxonomy places the organism in Eukaryota, Metazoa, Chordata, Aves, Apodiformes, Trochilidae. The record is from RefSeq and is a predicted model, not a curated record. Gene Ontology annotation, molecular function: zinc ion binding. Bases 55 to 3135 code for a protein of 1026 amino acids. Gene Ontology annotation, cellular component: nucleus.